UGGUCAGCGCUGUCUUUUCCCGGGGCGCUAGGUGGUGACAAGUGUGGGGCAGGGACUGGGGCACUGGUUCACCCCAGCAGCAGCUCAGAACUUCCCUCCCAGCUUGGAUAGGAACCGAGGUUCCCCGGGAGACCCGGACGCCGCUGGUAUUCCAGAACUCGCUGUGCUGGCUUCCUCCGCGGGGCUUGGGGACCUGCGCUCUCGGCCUGGAAUUGUAGCCUGCAGGGCUCAGGAGGGGGCACGAGCAUGGAGCGGCUUGGGGGUCUACUCCGAAGAGCGCAAAGGUUGUCCCCAGGACCCUCUCAGACUAUCUACAAGCGUGUGGAGGGCAGCCAGCAGGGACGCCUGGAGGAAGAAGAGGAAGACGGGGAGGAGGGGGCUGAACCGCCGGCCCACUUCUUUCCCAUGGAGCUGAGAGGCCCUGAGCCCCUGGGCUCUCGACCAGCUCGGCAAAACCCUGGACUCUGGGCAGCAGCAGGACGAAGAGCAGCCCCCUACCUGGUCCUGACAGCCCUCCUGAUCUUCACUGGGGCCUUCCUCCUGGGCUAUGUGGCCUUCCGGGGGUCAUGCCAGGCAUGCGGGGAUGACGUCAUGGUGGUCAGCGAGGACGUAAAUGAUGAGCUGAGCCCAGACUCUCACCAGGGCACGUUGUACUGGAGUGACCUCCAGGCCAUGUUCCUGCGGUUCCUGGGGGAGGGGCGUCUGGAAGACACUAUCAGGCAGACCAGUCUUCGGGAAAGGGUAGCCGGGUCGGCCGGAAUGGCAGCCCUGGCUCAGGACAUUCGCGCUGAGCUCUUGCGCCAGAGGCUAGACCACGUGUGGAUGGACACGCACUACGUGGGGCUGCAGUUCCCAGAUCCGGCUCGCCCUAACACCCUGCACUGGGUUGAUGCCUCCGGGAAGCACGAGGAGCAGCUGCCACUGGAGGACCCCGACGUCUACUGCCCCUACAGCGCCACGGGUAACGCCACGGGGAAGCUGGUGUACGCCCACUACGGGCGGCCGGAGGACCUGCAGGACCUGCGGGCUCGGGGUGUGGAGCCGGCGGGGCGCCUCCUGCUGGUGCGCUUGGGAGUGAUCAACUUUGCCCAGAAGGUGGCCAGUGCCCAGGACUUUGGGGCCCAAGGAGUGCUCAUAUAUCCGGACCCGGCAGACUUCUCCCAGGGCCCGCACAAGCUCAGCCUGUCCAGUCACCGGGCUGUGUAUGGACAAGUGCACCUGGGGACGGGGGACCCCUAUACGCCUGGCUUCCCUUCCUUCAAUCAGACCCAGUUCCCUCCAGUCCAAUCCUCGGGUCUCCCAAGCAUCCCAGCCCAGCCCAUCAGUGCGGACAUUGCCUCCCUCCUUCUGAGGAAGCUUGAAGGCCCUGUGGCCCCCCAGGAAUGGCAGGGGCACCUACCAGUCUCCCCUUAUCGCCUGGGCCCUGGGCCAGGCCUGCACUUGGGGGUCAACAACCACAGGGCCUCCACGCCCAUCAGUAACAUCUUUGGCUGCAUCGAGGGCCGCUCUGAGCCAGAUCAGUAUGUGGUCAUCGGGGCCCAGAGAGAUGCGUGGGGCCCAGGAGCGGCCAAGUCCGCUGUGGGGACCGCCAUACUGCUGGAGCUGGUGCGGACCUUUUCCUCCAUGGUGAGCAAUGGUUUCCAGCCCCGCCGAAGUCUUCUCUUCAUCAGCUGGGAUGGUGGUGACUUCGGGAGUGUAGGCUCCAUGGAGUGGCUGGAGGGCUACCUCAGCGUGCUGCACCUUAAAGCCGUGGUCUAUGUGAGCCUGGACAACGCAGUGCUGGGGGAUGACAAGUUUCACGCCAAGACCAGCCCCCUUCUCAUCAGCCUCAUUGAGAACAUUCUGAAGCAGGUGGACUCUCCCAACCGCAGUGGGCAGACCCUCUACGAGCAGGUGGUGGUCACCAACCACAGCUGGGAAGCCGAGGUGAUCCGGCCACUGCCCAUGGACAGCAGCGCCUAUUCCUUCACGGCCUUUGCGGGGGUUCCUGCCGUCGAGUUCUCCUUCCUGGAGGACGGCCCGGCAUACCCGUUCCUGCACACAAAGGAUGACACCUAUGAGAACCUGCACAGGGUACUGCGGGGCCGCCUGCCCGCCGUGGCCCAGGCCGUGGCCCAGCUCGCCGGGCAGCUCCUCAUCCGGCUCAGCCACGAUCACCUGCUGCCCCUCGACUUCGGCCGCUACGGGGACGUGGUCCUCAGGCACAUCGGCAGCCUCAACGAGUUCUCUGGGGACCUCAAGGCCCGCGGGCUGACCCUCCAGUGGGUGUACUCGGCGCGGGGGGACUACAUCCGGGCGGCCGAAAAGCUGCGGAAGGAGAUCUACAGCUCGGAGGAAAGCGACGAGAGGCUGAUGCGCAUGUACAACGUGCGCAUCAUGCGGGCGCUGCUAAUCCUAGACGCUCAGGCCUUUGCUCACAGGCCCGCCAGGCUGGAGCCACCGCUGAGACGGGCCGGCAAAGUGAUGAGACACGGCGCGCCAGCCCCUUGGCUACAGUUGCCUGGCUACCGCAAUUGCAGAACUAAGACAAACCGCGCCUCCUCCGGUUCCCCACUGCCGACCCACCUCCUCCCCACAAGCAUGUCCACGGUGGUCCACAGUCUAAGAGGUGCAGGAUUAUGGCUCGGGAGGUGCAAAAAGCUUGAGAAAUUCAGAGCAUAGAGACUCCUCUUCCUUCUGGUGAGAUGGAUGAGCCCCAGAAAGGCUGCCUGGAGAAGAUGUCAUGUGAAAGUUAUACAAGAUUAUUAUUAUUCCCUUGCCAAUCCCUCUUGCUUUGAAUACUUUGCAACCUGCACCCCAUCUCCAGUUGCAACCCCUCCUCUUCCAUUUCCUUACCCCAAGAACUCAACUCUGCAACCCUUUGACCUCUAGAAUUGAGUGCAUAGGGGCUGUGGGGAAAAGGCUCUAGAGCAAAAUGCUAAGCAGGCCCAUCCUCAGUGAGUGUGGGGUGAACAGGGAACAUGCAUGCAUGCGCGAUAUGGGGAUGCUGUGUCUGGCCUUUGCAAGGUCUUGUUCUUUUUCUCCCCCCCGCCCCUUCCUUUUUCUGUCAUACUGUCUUUCUGUUCACAAACCCACCCCUCUUGCUCUUUUGUCCUGGCUCCUUUCUCUUGGAUUGGACUUGGUUUAUUCUCAUUCACAGAUCUUGCUCUAACCCCUACUGUGCCAGGCUCUAGAGACACAAAAAGACACCUCCUCCCCCUGAAGUUGCCAUGUGCCCCUCAAGAGAUAAAGGCCAUCUGGACACGAUUAGGCCAUAAGAAACAAUUCACACUCAGAGCUGGAGAGUAAAAGAUGUAGGGCUAAAAAAGGCUGGGGGAAAGAGGUAGGGCUUCAGAACCCAAAACAGGGCUGAGCCAGACCCAGAGAACUUCGUGGCUCUAAACAGGGGUUGGUAAACUACAGCCAGCAGGCCAAAUUUGGUCUGCCACCUGUUUUUGUAAAUGAAGUUUUAUUGCAACACAGCCAUGCUCACUGGUUUUCCUAUUGUGUGUGGUUGCUUGUGUGCUACAGCAGCAAAGUUGAGUAGCUGCAACAGAAACAGUAUGGCCUGCAAAGCCUAAAAUAGUUACUGUCUGGCUUUUUGCAAGAAGGAAAAAAAGUUUGCUGACCCCUGCUUUAGACUAUAAUAUAGGUCUUGAAGAACAGACAGAACUUGGGUUGGUGCCAAAAGAGGAUGUUCCAGGGUGGAGAGACCAAGAAUGAGGGCAUGGCAGUAAAACAGGUCUGGCUUCCCUUGGGGGCGGGGCGUGGACCAGCAGAGCCAGAACAGAAGCCCUGUGAAGGAGAGGAGGGGAGUGGGUUAGAGAUCAACUUUGGGGUUUGGGUUUGAGGGGUCUGGGGCAUCAAGGAAAUCUAGGAGAUUUUUAAGCAGGCAGGUGAUGUGAACAAAGUGGAAUUUUAGGAAGGUUUUGACCAGAUUGUCAUGGCUUGAACAAGGAACGAAGUUAGUAGCAGCUGAGCUUUGGGUGGGGGUGGCAAAUACCACCUGAAGUGAGACAUUUGGAAGGAAAAAUGGACAGGCUGGAGGCUUCCUUGGCAGCACAGUGGUUAGGACUCUGUGCUCCCAAUGCAAGGGGCACAGGUUUGAUCCCUGCUCAGGGACCUAAGAUCCCUGGA
Molecule: messenger RNA, 4116 nt
Organism: Capra hircus (goat)
Lineage: Eukaryota; Metazoa; Chordata; Mammalia; Artiodactyla; Bovidae
Gene: TFR2
Product: transferrin receptor 2
Exons: 19
Coding region: 247-2661 (804 amino acids)
Biological process (GO): endocytic iron import into cell; transferrin transport
Cellular component (GO): external side of plasma membrane
Molecular function (GO): transferrin receptor activity
Source: RefSeq, a predicted model, not a curated record